Molecule: messenger RNA, 4084 nt
Organism: Monopterus albus (swamp eel)
Lineage: Eukaryota; Metazoa; Chordata; Actinopteri; Synbranchiformes; Synbranchidae
Gene: ssh1b
Product: slingshot protein phosphatase 1b
Exons: 15
Coding region: 414-3026 (870 amino acids)
Biological process (GO): negative regulation of actin filament polymerization; protein dephosphorylation
Molecular function (GO): phosphatase activity; actin binding
Source: RefSeq, a predicted model, not a curated record
UACCUUGACAACAUUGGCCCAAUGACAGCGCACACGCGAACUAGGCCAGCCAAUCACAGGCAGCCGGCAAAGCUGCAUGUAAUUUCUGCCCCGCUUGCAACCUGCACCGUGUUUUGUUUGUCUGUACACCACCGAUGAAAACUCGGGGUUUGCUGCUGGCUCGGUACAAACGGAGGAAAUUUCUCACCGCUUCUUCCCGCUCAUGAGGACUCCGGUAACCGCAGAGGACGCACGGAGCAGGACCGAAAGGGAGCACGGCUGGGGCUCAAGAGUCAGGUACUGCUGGAUGAGAGUCUGACUAGGCAUUUUCUCCCCGGUGACAGAGACAAUCUCAGCAGCGCAUCUUCCCAGAUCCUGCUCCCCUCCCUUCUCGUCUCCUCCUCUGCUGCAUCCACAGCUGCAGCCCACCGACCAUGGCUCUGGUGACUCUGCAGCGCUCUCCCACCCCCAGUGCGGCAUCCUCGGCCAGCACGGCCAACAGCAGCGCGGCGGAGGAUUUUGGAAGCGACGAUGACCAGAAAAAUAAUCAGAGCCUUCGUGAGAGCUUCUUCAUGGUCAAAGGAGCCGCGCUCUUCCUCCAGCAGGGCGGCAGCACACAGGGUCCAAAGACCCCCACCCACCACAAACAUGCAGGUGAUUUACCUCAACAUCUGCAGGUCAUGUUUAAGAUCCUCCGGUCUGAAGAUCGAAUCAAGCUGGCUGUCAGGCUGGAGAGCGGAUGGUCGGACCGGGUGCGCUAUAUGGUGGUUAUCUACACUAACGGCCAUCAAGAUACAGAGGAAAAUAUCGUCCUGGGUAUGGACUUUACAGAAAAGGACAGUAAAAAUUGCUCUAUUGGCAUGGUCCUGCCCCUGUGGAGUGACACCAACAUACAUUUAGAUGGAGAUGGAGGCUUCAGUGUGAACACCGCAGGGCGGUCACAUGUCUUCAAGCCUGUAUCUGUGCAGGCCAUGUGGUCUGCCCUGCAGGUCCUCCACAAGGCAUGUGAGGUGUCACGCCGGUUCAACUACUUCCCAGGUGGCAUUGCUCUCACAUGGAUGGCCUUCUAUGAGAGUUGCAUCACCUCAGAGCAAAGCUGCAUCAAUGAGUGGAACGCUCUGACCGAUCUGGAGACCACUCGGCCCGAUUCACCCACCAUGUUCGUCGAUGGGCCAACUGAGCGAGAGAGAACCGAGUGUCUCAUUAAAGCCAAGCUACGCAACAUCAUGAUGUUUCAAGACCUGGAGAACAUCACUUCCAAGGAGAUCCGUAAUGAGCUGGAGCAGCAUAUGAGCUGUAACCUCAAAGAAUACAAGGAGUUCAUAGACAAUGAAAUGCUUUUGAUUCUGGGUCAGAUGGACAAAGCCACACUUAUUUUUGACCAUGUGUAUUUGGGUUCGGAGUGGAACGCUUCCAACCUGGAGGAACUACGUGACUGCGGAGUGGGUUACAUUCUGAAUGUUACCAGAGAGAUCGACAACUUCUUCCCAGGGUUGUUCUCUUAUCACAACGUCCGUGUGUACGAUGAGGAUGCCACUGAUCUGCUGGCCCACUGGAACGACACCUACAACUUUAUUGUCAAAGCCAAGAAGAAUAAUUCCAAGUGCCUGGUGCACUGUAAGAUGGGGGUGAGCCGGUCUGCCUCUACAGUCAUUGCCUAUGCAAUGAAGGAGUAUGGCUGGUCUCUGGAGAAAGCGUACAACUUUGUCAAGCUGAAACGGAACAUAGCUCAGCCAAGUGCUGCUUUCAUGAGACAGCUGGCAGAAUAUGAGGGAAUCCUGGACGCCAGUAAACACCGUCACAACAAAUUGUGGAGGCCUGAUACAGAUGAGGAGGGAUCAGACGAUUUUCAAGCCUCUGGCCAUUGCACUGGUGGGGAGGAGACACUGGUGCUCAGAGAGGACGAGGCCUGGGGGGGCUGUGGGGCUUCUCCCUGUAGGGGUAUGGGUCUGGAGAUGGAACCCCUGGACUCUCUUAACUACAAUUAUUACUUCAGGCGUUUGUCAGACUCUGCGCUAGACAGUGAGCCCUCCACCCCAGUACGGGGUCCUCCUCUGCUAGGUAUGGAAAGAGUUUUCAUUGAGAUUGAAGAUGUGGAGAGAGAUGCCCUGUUGGAGGAUGAGGGCUUCCCUAUGGCCCACUUAGCUCUGCCUGGUGAGGGCACAGCUGCUCAGACUUGUGGACGCCUUGACCCCCUGGAGGAUAUGAGACUGAGACUCGAGUUCAGUACUUUGGAGGAGGAGGAUGAGGAAGAGGCCAAGAAAGAGGAAGCUGAAAUGGCAGCCUUGGCUCAAACACCCGGACAUUCAGAUGGGAAGAGGGUAGGGGAAGAGGCUAGGAGGACGGAGGAAAGCCGGUUAGGCCUGGCCAACCUGAAUACCAAUAACAGCAACCGCCUGGCUGCCAAGCGCAGUUGCCCUGCAGCUUUUGAUGACAGUGCUAGCACAGGAAAUCCUUUAAAAGUGAAGCCCUCCUAUCAGUCCUGUAAAGACUGCCUGCGUCUGCCACAAGGACGGCGCUGUGACCGUCCAGCAGGAGGCCGCUCCCAUCGCCUUAACCCCUCCCGCCACUGCAAUGUCCCCUCAAUAUACGUAGAUCCGCCCGGGACCAACUUUGCUUCUACCCCAAUUCUGCACUCUCUACCAUCUGCUGCAGUUGUCCCUCCUAACUUGGUCCAGACCUGUACUCAUCUCUUCCGCUGUGCCACCUGUGCCCCGGGUGUCCCAUUAGCUAACCACCAGAAACUGGUCUCGCCCAUGAGCUGUGAGGAGAUGCCUCCUUACUACAGCUCAGUGGAGACAGAGGACAUGGAUGAACCGCAGGGGGACAACGUGGAAGUACAAAUAUCAAGGGAGGGUACGGGGGUUAUCAGUUCGCCACAACCUGAUGGUGCAGUGGCACUCCAGCAGGAAGCUUUGGACCAACUGCAAAUGCCAGAACUCGGGAUUGAAUUUGGUCUGGAACUGAUGCAACAUAGGACUGAGCAGCCUGAGAAGCUGCCAGGCUUGGCCAUGGAGGGCCAACUCCCAUUAGGGCCCCUGCCUUGAGGGAACAGAUGGAGCAGGAGCCAUACCACUGCCUCCGCCACAUACACUGUGAUGGCUAUGGGCCUUUAGAUGACUGCCGCUGUGGUGUCAUACCAGAAACAAAGCUGGCCUCAAGCUCCACUUUGAUAAGAUGCCACAGCCCUCUGUGCAUUUCCAGAGCAUGUCCUGACGCUGUCUACUGGCAUGAAGCUCCAGAUGAGACUGAUUGUUUUCACAAUAUGGUAAAGUUGGGACUUGAGACUUUCUUGUGUCUUUGUUUGACCCUCCAACCUGAUUGAGGCAUGUCUGGUCUCUUCCAAAUCUGCCUGUCCAUCACAUUUGCCCGAUCAUCAUACUCCCCCACAGCCAAAUGGAGAUGAGCAUUGUGCUGCCAUUUAACGGAGGUUUGAGAGACAGUGAUGGUUUCUAAAAUCUGGCUGUUGUUCCUUUCUGACCCCUGAGACAUCUACGGUCAGCAUUUUGAAGUAGGUAGAUAGAAAAUACCUGAAGUAACAUGCUUCUAUCAGUGUACUAUAUGGUUUUCAAUCCAACUCAUCAACACUAUCAAAAGGAGCUCAGUGAGUGUUUGCAGUUGAGGUGGUUUGAUUGCAUUCAGUAUCUCCUCGUUACCACUGAUAACUGAAUCCUAAUCUAACUUUACUUAUUUUCUCUGCUGCAGCUGCUUUUACAUCAAAGGGAGUUUCAUGUGAAAGCAUAAUUAAAAAAAAAAAAAAAAGAUCUAUGUGAGCCUUUUUAUGCUUCUUUGUUAAGCAUGAUACCUCGGACCACAAGCAUCUGGGACUGUUUUGGUCAGACUGUUUUGUCUCUGCUCAGUGGCUGGUUUGGUUCUCUCCCUGACCACCUCCUGCUUUGAGGUGUAGGAAUUCAUGUCCUUACAGUGCUCAGUUUAGCCCACGCAUGACUUUGCAGUAUUACAAAACACGUCCUCAACAUGCUCAGACAGGAAAAAAAUGUUAUAAUAUAGUUUAUAAUAAGUUUUUAAUUUUCACUGAGUUCUUGAAAUACUAAAAAAAAACUGGAUGAUAACUGUAUUGAACCUAAUCCCUAAAAGAAAUAAA